UUUUUAUUAAAAAAACAGAAUGUCAGUGUUUUCUGAUCACAAGAAAACAACAAGAAAGAGUUUCCACCUGCCUUUAGAUUCGCAUUUUGUAAUAGCAGCAAUGUGUUAAUUGUGAUUUUGCACAAGUCACAAGCAAUCCAGCAUGAAAAAAAAAGAGAGAGAUAGAAACACACAAGAAAUGCCAAAGUUGGAGAAGAUUCACUGUCCAUUUGGAUUGUAGCAUCCGAUUUUCUUCAUAUAGAUAGAUUAGCACCUUUCAUCUUUUGUGAAAAACAAAAGUCAUUAAAUCUCUGGGAGAAGAUGGAGCAACUGGGGCAGCAAGAAUGUUAAUUAGGUUUGUCGACAUUGAUCUUUUCAUCACCAUAUACCAAUAUACCAUGGUAAAGACAAGGAAAGAGUUUGUCAUAGAUGAAUGCCACUAACUUGAUUUUCCUGUAAAAUCAUAUCAAUGAGCAACAAUUUUGGCAUAAUUUGGUGCUGACUCCACCACCACCAUUAAAAGUUUAGGACCCAUCAUCAUUUCCUUAUGUUGGAAGUAGUAGUAUCUAGUGCACUAGUUCAAAAUAAAGAAAGUUGAUCUUUUUUUCUUUCUAGUUUGAUAAGAGAAAAAGAGAAGUCAUGACCUGAAAGGUAGAUUGAGACAUUGAAGUUCAAGAAUUACGUAUACCCAAAUUAUCAGUGAAGUUUUAAGGGAUCCAAUAAAUAAAGAACACAUAAAAUUUGCGCACGAAAGAUUAACGCUUUCGGUUUAAGGAAUUUGCGCACCUGUUGUUUAUAAAUCACCAAAACACUGGUAAAAGGUUGCUUAUCUCUUUGAAAUGAUUGAUAAAUAAGGUAGGUAAAGCCAACUCUGGCUGCAUUAGUCAUGCAGUAUCUGUAAAGGUAUCGUAUGGAUUAAAGAAGAAAGGUUUAAUCCUCCUAUAAUACGCUAAUAAUACCCCGAUUAAACAAAAGAAAUGAGUAUAAAUUCUUCAUUCUUCAAGAGAGCUUUUACAAAAAGGAAGGUUAGUUAAACAGAUAAUGCACUACCAGUAGACACUGGCCUGGAUAGUGAGUAUAAAUAUUAGUGUAGCACAUAAAUUGUACUUCCUGUUGGUAGUAGUACAUAGUACACUACUAGUACAAGAAAUCACCAUAUAUGAAAUGAAAAAACUGAGUCAAUUUUUACGACUGAGACUAUUCCACUUAACAAAAAAAUAAAUCUGCAACCUAUGACUGAAUCCUCCACCACCACCUUCCAGUCCUCGUCAUUAUGCCGCUUCCGUAUCCAGGGCAUGACAUGCAGUGCCUGCUCACUUGGUAUAGAAUCUACCCUCCAGAACAUUCAUGGUGUCAAAAGAGCUACAGUUGCACUAGCCACUGAGAUAGCUGAAGUCGAAUUCGAUCCCGGUUUGGUCACUUUAUCUCAAUUGCUUGAAGCAAGUGAAGACAUGGGUUUUGAAGUUUCUGUAAUCUCCUCAGACGAGAACACGACCAUUCUUUAUCUCAAACUCGAGAAUUCAGUCGGAGAAGAAGAACUGUUAAAGACCAGCUCCAUUGCAAGAUUAAAAGGUAUUGAAGCCAUAGAGCUCGACCAAUCUAACAAGCGCUUAACCAUCUCUUAUUUAUCUGAUUUAAUUGGACCCAGAAAGAUAAUAUCUGAACUUGAAUCCAGUGGAGUCCAGACAUCACUUCUUGACGAGAAAGAAAAACAAGCUUUUGAACUGAAAAACAGUGAUAUCACAAAUUCAUACCGCAGCUUCCUCUGGAGCCUUGUCUUCACAAUACCAGUGUUCUUUACGUCCAUGGUAUUCUCCUACAUUCCUGCCUUCAAACAAGGUUUCCUGGAGAGAAGAGUAGUUAAUAUGCUCACAUUUGGGACACUCUUCCGGGGUGUAUUGUCCACUCCGGUGCAAUUUGUCAUCGGCUGGAAGUUUUACAUUGGAGCUUAUAAAGCCAUGAAGAUGCAUUGUGCCAACAUGGAUUGCUUAGUCGUGGUUGGUACAAAUGCUGCUUAUUUCUAUUCAGUCUAUGUUGUGAUCAGGUCUUCAACAUCGAAAGAUUUCGAUAAUGAAGAUUUUUUCGAAACAACUACAAUGCUGAUUUCCUUCAUUCUUCUUGGAAAGUAUUUAGUUGCAUUGUCAAAGGGGAGGACGAGUGACGCCAUAUCGAAACUCAUGAAGCUUGCGCCUGAGACCGCAAGAUUGAUGGUUUAUGAUGAAGAGGGAAGAUUAACCGCAGAGGAGGUCAUUGAUAGGCGACUAGUUGAGAAAAAUGAUUUGGUGAAGGUUUUACCGGGAGAGAAGGUCAGUGUAGAUGGAUUAGUGGUAAUGGGAGAGAGCCAGGUGGACGAGAGUAUGAUCACCGGGGAGUCGAAGUGGGUUAGUAAGGCGAACGGUGAUGAAGUGAUCGGUGGGACGAUGAAUGGUUCUGGAGUGUUGCAAGUGCGAGUGACAUGUGUUGGGUCACAUACUGCAGUUUCUCGUAUCAUACGGCUUGUUGAGGGAGCUCAGAUGGAGAAAGCCCCGGUGCAGAAGCUAGCUGAUCGAAUUUCGCAGUACUUUGUCCCAUUGGUGGUUGGUUGUGGGAUUGUGACAUGGGCAUGCUGGUACACUUUGGGGAUGUUAGGCCUGUAUCCAGGAGAGUGGGUUCCAUCUUACAUGGAUAAGUUUGAGCUGGCCUUACAGUUUGGGAUAUCAGUGGUGGUGGUUGCUUGCCCUUGUGCCUUAGGAUUGGCCACUCCUACAGCUGUGAUGGUAGGAACUGGCGUAGGUGCUUCUCAGGGUGUACUCAUAAAAGGAGGCCAAGCUGUUGAAAAUUCACACAAGGUGAACUGCGUGGUGUUUGACAAGACGGGGACGUUAACAGCUGGAAAGCCAACAGUUGUUACUACCAAUCUGCUUACAAUCAUGUCUCUUGUAGAGUUUUAUCAAUUGGUGGCCGCAACUGAGGUUAACAGCGAGCACCCAUUAGCCAAGGCCAUGGUAGAACACGCAAAGAACCAUGCACAGAUGCAGACCUGGCCAGAGGCUUGUGACUUUGAGUCAUUUACAGGCCAUGGAGUCAAGGCUACAAUCAACGGAAAACGCGUUUUAAUAGGAAACAAAGGUCUAAUGCAAAAAUUUGACCAUCAAAUUCCUAGUGUUGCAAUUGAUUUCCUGGAUGCUGCACAAUGUCUGGGUCAUACUGCAGUUCUUGUGGCUGUUGAUGGACAUGUCAUGGGAGUUAUUGCAAUCUCAGAUCCUGUGAAGCCAGAAGCAAGUAGAGUAGUAUCAAUCUUAAAGAGAAUGGGUUUAAAGACUUUGAUGGUAACAGGAGAUAGUCAACUGACAGCAAAUGUUGUUGCCAAAGAAGUGGGUAUUGAUUUUGUCAUGGCAGAAGCCAAACCUGAAGAAAAAGCACAAAAGAUUAGGGAAUUACAGAGGGAAGGGCUCACGGUGGUGAUGGUUGGAGAUGGCAUUAACGACUCGCCCGCAUUAGCUGUUGCAGAUGUUGGAAUGGCAAUUGGAGCCGGCUCUGACAUAGCUAUCGAGGUUGCAAAUAUCGUUUUGAUGAGAAGCAAUCUGGAAGACGUAGUCACUGCUAUCGACCUCUCUACGAAGUCAUUCAACAGAAUCCGCUUAAACUACGUGUGGGCACUAGCUUACAAUGUCAUGGCGAUACCCAUUGCUGCGGGAGCCUUGUACCCGUUUGUCAGGUUUCGGCUACCACCAUGGGUUGCUGGUGCUGCUAUGGGUGCUUCCUCAGUGAGCGUUGUUUGUUCUUCACUCUUUCUCAAGUAUUACAAAAGACCACGAGAACUCGAUUCUCUCGAAUUACAAGGAAUCCAAGUCAAAUAAGUAAGUGAUUGGCGCAGUCACAGAGAGUGAAACUCAGUGGCACUAACUGAUGAAAGUGCCGACAGAACAUCCUUCCCACAGUUUGUAAUGUGUGAGCCACAGAUAUUGUUAAUGCCAAACUGGUUCUGUCCACUGACUUGUGAAUCAGGUGAUUCAGCUAAAAUUUAUGUUCAGACUCCAAACAAGAGUUUCCCCGUGAAAAAAUCACCAGUUUUUUUUUUUGAA
Papaver somniferum (opium poppy) is the source of this 4043-nucleotide messenger RNA. RefSeq names its product probable copper-transporting ATPase HMA5. The record is from RefSeq and is a predicted model, not a curated record. The transcript has 5 exons. Gene Ontology annotation, biological process: monoatomic cation transport. Gene Ontology annotation, molecular function: metal ion binding; ATP hydrolysis activity; ATP binding. Lineage: Eukaryota; Viridiplantae; Streptophyta; Magnoliopsida; Ranunculales; Papaveraceae. The coding region runs from base 1212 to 3818 and encodes 868 amino acids. Gene Ontology annotation, cellular component: membrane.